GAAAUGAUGGAUUACUAGAAAGUUAUAAAUUCAGUGUAGGAAGAAUAGUUGCACAAUGGGUCUCUUCAUCCCUCCAAAUAGUGAUAGGAAUAACAAUAACAAUUCCAAGAACCCAGCAAACCCAAAAGAAGACAAUCAAGAUGACUCUAAAAUCAUCUUCUUCACAAGACCUAGUGUAGGUUUAAAAGUAUGGGGUCCUUUAGUUCCAGCUUCUGAUUGUUUACCAUGUCUUUAUGGAUUAACUGCAUUCCAAACAAUGAUGGGUCUUAUAAUGUUUAGACAUACAAGAAUUAUAUGGCAUCAAACAAGUUUCUUAGCAAGAACUUCAAAAUUAUUAAGUGUUGUAACUGGUGGUUAUUUAAUUUUCAAUUCAGGUUUAGAAAUUUCAAGAUUAAUACUACCUUAUGAUCCAUGGUAUGAAGAGGCAAAAGUUUCCAGAAGUAAGGCUAUAAAACAAGGAUUGAAGCCAAAUUUUUGGUUUGGUCCAAUUGAUUAUAAACCUAUGAGUUUUAAAGAAUGGAGUUCCAAAGUAGAUACAUGGGUUGAAGAAACUGAAACACAAAUUAAUCAUCAAGAAUCACCAACUUUUGCAAUGCAAAAUCAUCAAAUUCAUUCAAUUUAUCAACAAUUGAGAGCAUUAAAUAAACAACAUAAUCAAGAUAUUUUGAAAAAUUUAAAAAUGCCUGGAUUUAAAGAUAUGUUGCCAAAUUUCCAAAGUUUUACAAACCCUGAGUUUGAUAGACCCCAGGUUGUGAUACCGAAAGGUAAUGAAUUGAAAGAUGAUAUAGAUUUCUUGGAGGCUUGGGAAUUGAAUGAUCCUUGGGAAUCUUUGGCAAGAGAUACUGAAUAUGAAGUUCGAUUCAUUCCAAAAUUUAGAUGGAUUGAGAAACUCGAGGAAACUCAAAAUUUCUUAAAAGAACGUGAGCAGCAAUUGAAAGAACAAACAAUUCAAGAAGAACCAAAUACAAAAUGAUAUAGCAUUUAA
Molecule: messenger RNA, 985 nt
Organism: Hansenula anomala
Lineage: Eukaryota; Fungi; Ascomycota; Saccharomycetes; Phaffomycetales; Wickerhamomycetaceae
Gene: MGR1
Product: Mgr1p
Exons: 1
Coding region: 56-973 (305 amino acids)
Cellular component (GO): mitochondrial inner membrane
Source: RefSeq, a predicted model, not a curated record